UGAUUUGAAUGUAACGCAAGCAGGUGACUGUUAAUGCGGAAGUGAUACAGAGGGAAAAACAUUAGUUGGAAAUCCGACUUGAAUCUGAUUUAAAUAAUAUUUAAUAAAAUAUCUAGAUAUAUAUUUAUAUAAUGGCGGUAAACGCGGUGCAUUUAGAGUCGGACGCUUUUCUGGUUUGUAUGAAUCACGCUUUGAGUACAGAGAAAGAAGAAGUUAUGGGGCUCUGCAUUGGGGAGGUCGACACCAAUCGUAUUGUCCACAUUCACUCGGUUAUUAUUCUGCGGCGGUCUGACAAGAGGAAGGACCGAGUGGAGAUUUCACCUGAGCAGCUUUCUGCAGCCUCCACUGAAGCUGAGAGGUUGGCUGAGAUGACGGGGCGUCCUGUAAGGGUGGUGGGAUGGUACCACUCUCAUCCUCACAUCACUGUGUGGCCGUCACACGUCGAUGUGAGGACGCAGGCCAUGUACCAGAUGAUGGAUCAGGGUUUUGUGGGUCUCAUCUUUUCUUGCUUUAUAGAAGAUAAGAACACGAAGACGGGUCGAGUUCUGUACACGUGUUUUCAGUCAGUACAAGCCCAGAAAGGCUCCGAGUACGAGAGGAUCGAGAUUCCCAUCCAUGUGGUUCCUCACGAGGCCAUCGGAAAAGUGUGUCUGGAAUCUGCGGUGGAACUUCCCAGAAUUCUCUGUCAGGAGGAACAGGACACGUACAGGAGGAUUCACAGCUUAACUCAUUUGGAUCCAAUCACAAAGAUACACAAUGGAUCAGUAUUCACUAAAAACCUCUGCAGUCAGAUGUCAGCAGUUAGUGGACCGCUGUUGCAGUGGCUGGAGGAUCGACUGGAGCAGAACAAAAAGAGCAUCGUGGAGCUGCAGAAAGAGAAAGAGAGACUGACGCAGGAGCUGGCCUCGUUAUGAACACCUUCAUCACCAUCAUCAUCAUCACCAACACCAUGGUGCAGCUCCAGUUCUCCAUGUUCUGUAUUUUAAUCUAUUGUGUAAAGUGUCUGGUGCGCUGAACAGAAACUCUAGCUCAGUAACUGGUGGUGUGUGUGUGUGUGUGUGUGUGUGUGUGUGUGUGUGUGUGUGUGUGUGUGUUGAGACCCUUGUCACAAUUUCUUUUUUUUUUUUUACUGUCAUGUGACAGAAAUGUAAAUAGUUUCUUUACUAAAUAUUUCUCUGUUUUGUUCUACAUUACGUCCUUUAUUUCUUUACUGUCCUUAUAUACCAAAUAAAACACACACACACACACACACACACACCUUAUAUUUUAGUGUAAAAUAAACUGGGCAGAAACUCUUAUAAUCUCAUUGUUUAUUGCAGCACUUUCCAUUCAUCCAGAAGUAUUCAGACUACAUUGUAGUUUUAAUUUUAGUGUUUAGUCGAGUUUUAGAUUAGAUUAAUAUCCACCAGGUCACGUGACUAAUGUUAACAAACGAACCCAACACAGUCAGGAAGUUAUGAGCUAAUACAUUUCACUAAUUUAAUAUGAAUCCCACUUUUAUUUAGUUCAUUUAACAAGUCACAAUAUAAAAUAAAAUGAGGCUGUGUCUUUAUGAGCUGCUCGUCAUAGAGCAUCGAGUCACUUCUUAGCAAAGACGUCUCAGAGGUUUGAUCGACGUCGAUUACAUCAAAGUCUGAGGCCUGAAUAUUAGUUUAAAUAUGUUUCUUAAACUCAAAAACACACUGUGUGUAAAAAUAUAAAGUCUAUAUGAAUAAAUGCACUGGAAAUAAUAAUAAAAAAAAACAAUAACAAAAAAAAACCAAAACAAAAUAAAUAGGAGUAGAUGGUGAAUUGGGAUUCAGCCUUUAGGUCUCUGGUGAGAUUCCUAUUAAUUAUUCAUUAUUAAUAUUAUCAGUAGGUUUAUCUUUAUAAAUAUGGACACACACACACACACACACACACACAUUAAUUAGAAUAUAGAAUAUCGUCAUAUCUUUGGCUUCGAAUGUAUAUUUUUAUUAUAUUUAAGACCUGUAGGCUGCAGGAUGUAGACAUGUUUUAAAAUGUAAUUUUCUUUUACAUAAAAAAAAUAAAUAAUUUUUUUUUUCUUGA
Messenger RNA from Tachysurus fulvidraco (yellow catfish), 2052 nucleotides. RefSeq names its product BRCA1/BRCA2-containing complex, subunit 3 (gene brcc3). Gene Ontology annotation, biological process: double-strand break repair. Gene Ontology annotation, molecular function: polyubiquitin modification-dependent protein binding; cysteine-type deubiquitinase activity; metallopeptidase activity. Gene Ontology annotation, cellular component: BRISC complex; BRCA1-A complex. The record is from RefSeq and is a predicted model, not a curated record. The coding region runs from base 132 to 914 and encodes 260 amino acids. The transcript has 8 exons. Lineage: Eukaryota; Metazoa; Chordata; Actinopteri; Siluriformes; Bagridae.